Messenger RNA from Westerdykella ornata, 725 nucleotides. RefSeq lists its product as uncharacterized. Lineage: Eukaryota; Fungi; Ascomycota; Dothideomycetes; Pleosporales; Sporormiaceae. The record is from RefSeq and is a predicted model, not a curated record. The transcript has 3 exons. The coding region runs from base 71 to 526 and encodes 151 amino acids.
CACCUUGACACGUCCUCGCGAUCAUCUCGGAAGUCAGUGCACUAGCAUCUCAUCCAUCAACUCACGCACAAUGGAUUCUGAUCUGCGGCAAGCCAUAAACACCGCCGACAUCCAGACUCUGCGUUCUGCGCUCUAUGAAAUCCUCAAAACCGUACCGGGAACGAGUAACGUCGUGAAGAAGAAGAUGGGUAGACCCACUGCAAGCCGAGCUCGCGCUGAAUCCAUCAACCGCGAACGCGAACGCGCAGUCUACUACUGCUCGCGCUGCGAGCAAUAUCUCAAAGGCCGGCAAGUCCUUCGCAACCAGUGCUUUUAUCAUCCGGGCAAACUCCAAAUCAAGUCCAACCCUACGGCGUGGCCUGACUGGCAAGACGACGAAGAGAUAAACAUGGAAUUAAACAAACAGGAGUUUCCAGAGUGCUUUUUCUGGACGUGUUGCGGGGAGGAGGGAGAUGGGAAGAAGUGGUGUGUCCAAAGGCGCCAUCCACUGAACAUGGUUGCGCGGGUCGAGCUGGAUGGGGAAUAAGGGGUCAGGUAUGGGAAUUGGAGGUGGGUGCGUCGUGUGCAAGAAUUAUUCUGCCUUGUCUCCGUGAAUUGGAAUCCGUCUGGAGGCGUAAUGGACAUCUUUCCCUCACCUAGGACAUAUCAGGCUAAUGGUAUAGCUUGAACUGCUACUUGGUCACGUUUGGUCACCCUACCUCUGCAUUUCGGUCUCAAGGUCCCGC